AUGGCAUCCAACAUCAUAUCACCACAAAACCAAGAAGCUUCCGCUUCCCACAACGUGGCCGUUAUCUUCGGAGUAACGGGAAUGGUCGGAAGGGAGAUAGCCAAGAAGCUGAUCUCCAACCCCGACUGGAAAGUCUACGGCGUCGCCCGAAGACCCGACCGGGUCCCGCUCCGGUUCAGUAGCACUGCCGCCGAUGACUACCAAUUCAUACCCUGCGACCUUCUAAACCCGGUCGAAACCCGAGCCAAGCUCUCCGCAAUCCCCAACGCGACCCACUUGUUUUGGGUAACCUGGGCCAGCCAGCACCCUCAGCGCACAAAACAAUGCUGCGACCAGAACCGAGCCAUGCUCUCCAACGCUCUCGAACCCAUCCUCCUCCGUUCCAACUCGCUCAAGCACGUCUCGCUCCAGACCGGGCUCAAGCAUUACCGUACGGCGAAAGGCGGCGAUCUUCGCCGGUUGGUGGUCGGGAAUUCGAGUAAGUCUAUCUACAACGUGAUUGGUGGGUUGGCCGUGUACGGGACAAUUUGCCGGAGGCUGGACCUGCCGUUUGUGUUCGGAGGGACGAGGGAGUGCUGGGAGGAGGAGUACAUUGACGGGUCGGAUGCCCGGUUGGCUGCGGAUCAGCACAUCUGGGCGGCGACGGAUGAGAGGGUGCGCUCGACGACGGGCGGGCAGGCUUUGAACUCGGUCAACGGGUCGGGUUUCGCGUGGAGGGAGGUUUGGUUGGUUAUAGGGGAGAAGAUGGGGGUGGCGGUGCCGGAGGAAGCUCUGGCGCCGGAGGAGUUUAGGUAUGCGGCGGCGAUGGGCGGGAUGGAGGGGGUUUGGGAUGGGAUUGUGGCGGAGGAAGGGCUGGUGGCGACGGAGAUUGGGGAGCUGGCGAGCUGGGAGUUUUUGGAUCAUUUGUUCCGGAUGCCGGUCAAGCUGCUAGGGAGCCGGGAGAAGUCCGACCGGCUGGGUUUCACGGCGAGGCGAGAAAUGGCGGAGUCGGUGUCGUUUUGGAUCGACACCAUGAGGGAAGACAAGCUCAUUCCGUGA
This is a messenger RNA of Linum tenue, 1038 nucleotides long. Lineage: Eukaryota; Viridiplantae; Streptophyta; Magnoliopsida; Malpighiales; Linaceae. The record is from the annotation of a GenBank genome assembly.